Messenger RNA from Cygnus atratus (black swan), 1750 nucleotides. It is a transcript of the gene SNAPC1, whose product is annotated as small nuclear RNA activating complex polypeptide 1. Gene Ontology annotation, biological process: snRNA transcription by RNA polymerase III; snRNA transcription by RNA polymerase II. NCBI's taxonomy places the organism in Eukaryota, Metazoa, Chordata, Aves, Anseriformes, Anatidae. Bases 183 to 1289 code for a protein of 368 amino acids. The transcript has 10 exons. Gene Ontology annotation, cellular component: snRNA-activating protein complex. Gene Ontology annotation, molecular function: sequence-specific DNA binding. The record is from RefSeq and is a predicted model, not a curated record.
CAGGCACCCUACGUGCUGCUCGGCAGCCGCCCGGCCCUGCCGCCUACGUGUGGCCGUGCAUGCGGGGAACGGCUCGGAUCGCCCCGGCUCCCUUCAGCCCCCCCUUCCCGGCGGUGGAGCCCCGGCAGCGGGGCAGGGCGCAUGAGCGGCCGCCCUGAGGGGGCCGGCUGAGCGUGCGCGAAAUGGCGGCCGCGGCGGCCGGCUCGGUGCACGGGCUGCAGGCGGACUGCGAGGAGCUGCUCGGAGCCUUCCAGGAGGCAGACACCGUCCGCUUCGAGCGCUUCGCCGAGCUGUGGAGGGAGCGCCGCUUCCACACCAUCUUCUAUGGUAGAAUAAGAGCUCUGGAGAGGAAUAAGCUCACAAAGAAGACGUUAGAACUGGCACAGCAGUACUUCUUGCCACCAUAUGCGUUCCAGAUUAGAGUUGGUGCUCUGUACCUUUUGUAUGGGCUCUACAAUACACAGCUCUGCCAGCCAAAACAGAAGAUCAGAAUUGCACUCAAGGAUUGGCCUGAAAUCCUGAAAUUUCAACAGGAGCUGAUAGAUUCCCAGCAUUAUGAUGUGGCAUACAUCUUCAGGACACUGCGACUUGCCAGAGCAUUCCAUUUCACAGCAAUGCCAAAGCUACUAAACUACAGAACUAAGAAGAAGAUUCAGGAAAAUGAAUUUAAAGAAGAAUUUAAGGACCCAAGUAACAGAGUUAGCAGCCUCAUCACUAAUGAUGUGUUGGAGGAGCUGAUGAAUAUCCAUGAGCACUAUCAGAAAAUGAAGUGUGUCAUAUCAGCUGACAAAUCCCAGCCAGACAAGGCCCUGAGCUUGAUAAAGGAUGAAUUUGUAGUUACUCUUAAAGACAUAACUUUGGAACAUCAGGAAUGGCAGCAAAAAAGAAUGAAAUUAUUCCUAAAUGCUAAAGAAGCUGAUGAAGUGCUAAACAAAAAGGAAGAAGGAACUUCACUAGAAUCAGAAGGUUCCGAAAGAGCAAAUGCGUUGGCUAGAAUCAAAUACAAGUCUUAUUCUGCAGUUGUUGAGGCCUCCAAAUCCAGAAGACAUCGUCAGGUAAAAUUAGAAUCCUCUGAAUCAGGAUCAGAUUAUAGGAAAUCUCCAAGCCGAAGUAAAAAAACCAGUAGGAGACCACAGCCAGCACUGAGAAGAGGUUCUUUGGAAUUCAAAGGUGAGAUGCAAGCAGAAAAGGAAACUGUUACUCAGCACAUUGGGAUGCCUGUAAUCACAGAAGAAGAUAACUCGGGUGAAGAAGAAUUCUCUCUCCCCAAGAGGAGAAGAAGACGUUAGAGGAUCCACUUGGAGAAGCACUAAUGAGAAUUUUAAUGUCAAGUUGUAAAUGUCAGACAUUGCUCAGAGUGCUUGUUUGGAUGCCUUUGGAUGUACAGUAGGAAAUGGCUGGGACCAGAACUACGGGUGACACUGGAAUAUUGGUAGUGACUGGUAUACCUUAGCAGUCUCAUGGUAUAGCACCUGGUGAGUGAUGCCUGUGGGAGAUGAAGUUGCCGUGUGCUGUUUGAGAAGGGAAGAGCGAGAAGAUGGUUGCUUCUUGUAUUUAAUUUGUACAAUGUGAGUAAUUACUCGGAACUCAUGUUGACUUGCAACACUUUUUAGCUGAGGCUGUUGGAAGAACAGCUCACAAAAUACUUUCCCAUAUGAGAGAUGUUUGGAAUCUUUUGUCUGUGAACUUAAUAAGCUUACUGACUGUUUAAAAUUAGUACAAUAAAUCAUCUUUCACAGUUUAUUUGCUA